Messenger RNA from Phacochoerus africanus (Common warthog), 2372 nucleotides. RefSeq names its product transcription elongation factor A3 (gene TCEA3). Gene Ontology annotation, cellular component: nucleus. The transcript is spliced from 11 exons. The coding region runs from base 146 to 1195 and encodes 349 amino acids. Lineage: Eukaryota; Metazoa; Chordata; Mammalia; Artiodactyla; Suidae. The record is from RefSeq and is a predicted model, not a curated record. Gene Ontology annotation, biological process: transcription elongation by RNA polymerase II; DNA-templated transcription. Gene Ontology annotation, molecular function: zinc ion binding; nucleic acid binding.
CCCCGCCCCCGCCCCCGCCGGGCGUGCGUGUCGGGUGUGUUCGCUGCCCGCGCGGGUUGCGCGCCCUCAGCCGUUGCGCCUCAGGCCCCCGAAGCCCGGCUGCCGCCCUUGCGCCCCUCGCCCCGCCGGGCGUCGCGGGGCCACCAUGGGCCAGGAAGAGGAGCUUCUGAGGAUCGCCAGGAAGCUGGAGAAGAUGGUGGCCAGGAAGAACACGGAAGGGGCCCUCGACCUUCUGAAGAAGCUGAACAGCUGUGAGAUGUCCAUCCAGCUACUCCAGACCACCAGGAUUGGAGUCGCUGUGAAUGGGGUCCGCAAGCACUGCUCUGACAAGGAGGUGGUGUCCUUGGCCAAAGUCCUCAUCAGAAACUGGAAACGGCUGCUGGAUUCUCCAGCACCUCCCAAAGGAGAAAAAGGAGAGAAAAGAGUAAAAGCAAAGAAGAAAGAAAAAAGGCUUGACUGUUCCAGUUGGAAGCCAGAGACAAGCCUUUCCCCUCCAAGGAAAAAACGAGUGGAAGAGCCCAAAGACAGGAGAGACUCUGUGGACUCCAAGUCUUCGGCCACCUCCUCUCCAAAAAGGCCGUCGAUGGAAAGAUCGAACAGCAGCAAAUCGAAAGUGGAGACUCCCAGAACACCCAGCAGCCCCUCAAGCCCUACCUUUGCCCCUUCCGUCUGCCUCCUGGCACCCUGCUAUCUCACGGGAGACUCUGUCCGGGACAAGUGUGUGGAGAUGCUCUCCGCAGCCCUGAAGGCGGACGAUGAUUACAAGGACUAUGGCAUCAACUGUGACAAGAUGGCAUCAGAAAUCGAAGAUCAUAUCUACCAGGAGCUCAAGAGCACGGACAUGAAGUACCGGAACCGCGUGCGCAGCCGAAUCAGCAACCUCAAGGACCCCAGGAACCCUGGCCUGAGGCGGAACGUGCUCAGCGGUGCCAUCUCUGCUGGGCUCAUUGCCAAGAUGACAGCGGAGGAAAUGGCCAGUGAUGAGCUGAGGGAACUGAGAAACGCCAUGACCCAAGAGGCCAUCCGUGAGCACCAGAUGGCCAAGACGGGCGGCACCACCACUGACCUCUUCCAGUGCAGCAAAUGCAAGAAGAAGAACUGCACCUAUAACCAGGUGCAGACACGCAGUGCUGAUGAGCCCAUGACUACUUUUGUUUUAUGCAAUGAAUGUGGCAAUCGCUGGAAGUUCUGCUGAUAGAACCACCAGCCAGAAUUUCAAUGAACAAGGUGAGGAAGAACAAAGAGAAAGCACUAAGCCGUCGUGACUGGAGAAAAAUAAAUAUUAAAAUGAAGAAAAAUGCUGAACUCUGAACGGGCCAUUAGGGAUCAGAGGGAAAAUUCGUUUGCAAAUUCGUUCAGUUAUUGAUAGUGAUUGGUGAAGAGACGGAUGCUAAUAGGGGUAUCACGUUAAGCCCAUGUUGACAAACCCUUUGUAGAAACUCAGAGACUUCAGAGCCGAGGUGCCGUAUCUUUGACAGUGGCUGGCAGACCUUUGCUCUGCGUCCCUUCCCUCACAUCUGAACCUUUCAGCCUCUCCUGAGUUGAAAAAUACCAGACUGACUCAACUCUUACCCACUCCACACUGGGUCUGCCUAUACAGACAAAUGGCAGAUAUGACUUCUGCAUCAUGUAGAGAGAUUUCUUUCCCACCCCUCAUCUCUUCCCAAACUCAGCUGUUCCCUGUUCUUAGCUGGCUCUGGGGGCCUUCAAGGACUCCAGACCUGGUCCCUCUAGGCACAGCGCAUGUUUUCUUGACCUGAGAGUUUCUGGCACCCAAAUUUGGUGGCCCACAGGAGGUCCUGAGUCUUGGAACCUGUCCAAGCUCUGGCAGUGUGUUCCUCCUCACAGCUCUGUUGUGGCCCAGGCUACAGAAAAAAUCUGCAGAACACAAGGGGCCUUGUUGUGCUUCUCCCAUAAUGAAACUGGCUUGCUUUUUCAGCUGAUAGGAACUUUAGGCCAAGCUGGAACCUUCUGGAAAAGCCUUGGGAGCAGGUCUGAUGGGCUUCUCUUGGGUCUCAGCCUCUGACCGUCCCUGGCCUUGGGGCAGCCCCAGGCAGAGCCUCCUGGAUUCUUUUUUCUAAAAUAGAUAACACGUAGGAGGUUGUGAACUGCUGGGGGCUCAAGCAAGUCACUUAACAUCUCUGAGCUGUUUCCUUACCCAUAAAAAUGGAGUAGUGCUAGUACCUGCCUGAUAGGGUUUCCACUUACACUGGUUCACUUAGGGUAGCUGUUGGGGUAACUUCAGCCCAAGUUUCUUAUGUGCCCUGGCAUUGUCCACUCUGGAAUUUAUCUGUUAUCACCUUCUUCCUUCCCCCACCAAGUGCCUCCUCCUGUAGAUGAAGCCUGUAAAUAAACUGUGUACAGAAACCCGC